AUGUUUAUAAAUUCUUAUUUUAGGCAGCUCGCCAAUUCAACAGGUGGUCGAUUUCACUGGUUCCGGGAGACGGGCAUUAUAGACAGCGAUGACGUCCGCCUCCUUCAGGAAGAGAUUGACACAGCCGUUGAGUAUAUGAAACAGGCAGAACACCUCGUUAAUUGUAGCAAACAGAAACGUGACGUUAAGGAUGCAGAGAAGGAGUCAAGAGUAGCACUGGCUUCUGGAGGGAGGGAGAGAGCCUUAUCAUGUGGAAAAUCUAAAAUUUGCCGGUGA
Protopolystoma xenopodis is the source of this 276-nucleotide messenger RNA. The record is from the annotation of a GenBank genome assembly. Lineage: Eukaryota; Metazoa; Platyhelminthes; Monogenea; Polystomatidea; Polystomatidae.